AUGACUGAUAAUUACCAAAUGCUCCAUAAGUCUGCUGCCAGUAGAUUUUCUAUCUGGGAUGCAGCAGAAAUAUUCGAAUAUGCCACUUCCAGAUUUACCGCAAUACAUAUGACAAUAAUGAAAGAUAAGAACAACCACUCCAACUCGUAUCAGCACACUUUCGUGAGACACAUAGUCUGGGAAGCGGAGCGCUUUGUAUUUCCCUUCGUCAACAUCUGCGCUGCCAUGAACAUCAACACAACACUGCCGGUAUAUCUGAACGAGGUCAUCUUUCUUAUCACAUUGUUCCAGACCGAGCCAUAUGAUCACGGGAAACUCUUCACCACAUUCAAGGCAUGCCCGCAUGAGUCUGGGACCCAUCCGAUUGACAUCAAUCGGGUGAUCCCCGACUAUCGCCACGCUUGGUGGAAGUACAGGUUCGACCUUGCACCGUUUAACAUGCCUCUUUGGAUGUCAGUUGCACAAGUGAAGGAGCUGGUGACCAGCCAUUUUGCUCAGCGGCCUAAAAUGGCCAGUAUGGUGCCAAGACCAAUUACAAACACCCGCAGUGAUGAUCCGCUCCUGCAACAGCUGCAAGUUCUCCGGGCUGAAGUUUCCCAUCUUGGUAUGGAACUCAGCCAACUCCUUGUUGCUAAGCUGGAUGCCAUGAGCGAGGCUGUGGCUGCAUUCAAUCGUCUAGAGGAUCCUAUAGAUGAGCUUCGUGAGGCAAUGGAAGCCUCCCACGCGGCAGUUGCAAUGUUGCAAGGACAUUACGAGACUGGAAGGUUGGGAGCACCUUCAUCCGUCGAACCCUUUCCCCGUGUACAAUCACUUCUGUGUUGA
Suillus discolor is the source of this 822-nucleotide messenger RNA. RefSeq lists its product as uncharacterized. The coding region runs from base 1 to 822 and encodes 273 amino acids. The record is from RefSeq and is a predicted model, not a curated record. The transcript has 3 exons. NCBI's taxonomy places the organism in Eukaryota, Fungi, Basidiomycota, Agaricomycetes, Boletales, Suillaceae.